Molecule: messenger RNA, 1836 nt
Organism: Panicum hallii
Lineage: Eukaryota; Viridiplantae; Streptophyta; Magnoliopsida; Poales; Poaceae
Product: probable protein phosphatase 2C 49
Exons: 4
Coding region: 251-1468 (405 amino acids)
Biological process (GO): protein dephosphorylation
Cellular component (GO): nucleus; cytosol
Molecular function (GO): protein serine/threonine phosphatase activity; cation binding
Source: RefSeq, a predicted model, not a curated record
GCGCGGGAGCGCCCGGAGGCUCACGCGGUAUCGUUUCGGUGGUUGCUCUGCUCCGGGUUGCCCCCCGAGGCCGACGGCGACGCGGGUGGAUUGAGGGGGGAGGGGAGGCACCGCGGCCAAAAAUCUAGCGCGCGUCGGUGCGGUGGCAUUGCGCCUCGGCCCUCCUCGCGCGCGUGCGUCCGUAACGCGCGUACGCGGGGGACGGGAGCCGAUCGCCGUCGCCCCCCACGCCGUCUUCGCGCGCCACGCCAUGGCCGAGAUUUGCUGCGACGAGGCCAAGUCGACGCCGGCGUCGGCCGUCACGGCGCUCACUAGUCGCCGGCCCAGGGUGGAGCUGGGCGGGGCCGGGGCGUGCCGCCCCACGCCGGCCGCGGGCGAGGAUGGCAGCGGCGGCAAGCGGCGGAGGGUGGCGUGCGCGGCGCCCGGGCGCUCGUGCCGGAGGCUCGCGGCGGCGGGGUUCGGGUCGAGGUGGUGGCCGAGGUACGGCGUCACCUCCGUCUGCGGCCUCCGGCGCGAGAUGGAGGACGCCGUGUCCAUCAGGCUGGACUUCCUGCACGGCGGCGCCUCCUCCUCCGGCAAGCACCAUUUCUUCGGCGUCUUUGACGGCCACGGCUGCUGCCAUGUGGCCAGGUUGUGCCAGGACAGGAUGCACGAGCUGGUCGCGGACGAGUACAACAAGGCUGGCUCCGGCGAGGGUGCCGCCGCGGCGGGGGCGGCGGAGCCGGCGUGGAAAGAGGUGAUGGAGAAGGGGUUCGCGCGGAUGGAUGACGAGGCCGCGAGCUGGGCCGCGACCCGCAGCGGCAAUGACCUCGCCUGCCGCUGCGAGCUGCAGAAGCCGGCGCGGUGCGACCACGCGGGCUCAACCGCCCUCGUCGCCGUCGUCGGCUCCACCAGCGUAGUCGUCGCUAGCGCCGGCGACUCCCGCGCGGUCCUCUCCCGCGGCGGCGUCCCCGUCCCCCUAUCCGUCGACCACAAACCUGACCGGCCCGACGAGCUGGAGCGCAUCCAGGCGGCGGGUGGCCGCGUCAUCUUCUGGGACGGCGCCAGGGUGCUCGGCGUCCUCGCCAUGUCUCGAGCCAUCGGGGACGGCUACCUGAAGCCGUUCGUGACGGCGGAGCCGGAGGUGACGGUGACGGAGAGCACCGACGAGGACGAGUGCCUGAUCCUGGCGAGCGACGGGCUGUGGGACGUGGUGACCAACGAGAUGGCGUGCGAGGUCGUCCGCGCGUGCUUCCGGAGCAACGGCCCGCCGUCGCCGGGCGCGCGGCCGAGCGGCGUGCUGCCGCCCGCCGCCGCCGCGGCAGCGCGGGAGGGCGACGACGGCCCAGCGGCGGUGAAGGGGGUGGACCGGGCCGACUCCGACCGGGCGUGCUCCGACGCGGCCCUGCUGCUCGCGAAGCUCGCGCUCGCGCGCCGGAGCUCGGACAACGUCAGCGUCGUCGUCGUCGACCUCCGGCGGGGGUCCUGAACCCCCUUGAUUCUUGGGGUACAUGAUUGCAUGCCCCCGCCAUUGUUGCUGCUGCUGUCCCCGCUACCGCAUGAUGGGUUAAGUAAUAGGUCUAAUUCUCUGAUCUGCGCGGAAUCCUCAUCAUAGAUUGUUCCCGUACAUGAGUCUCGAUCGUAGGAUCAGCGGAUCGCGAGUUCGUCGCAAUCAACAAACUGAAUUAUGUCCGGCAGGUGCAGAGCACCUGAUUGACCCGGCUGAAUUAUGUGGGGGCACUUCGGAUAGAAUCCUGUCAGCGUCAUGUGCUCUGUCGCGAUCAUGUUACGCGAGAGCCGGGCAUAAUAUGCGUGGCUGGUGCACACUCGUUAGCAACGCGUUGUUGAUCUUGCUCU